Messenger RNA from Notolabrus celidotus (New Zealand spotty), 2353 nucleotides. RefSeq names its product isovaleryl-CoA dehydrogenase (gene ivd). NCBI's taxonomy places the organism in Eukaryota, Metazoa, Chordata, Actinopteri, Labriformes, Labridae. Gene Ontology annotation, biological process: L-leucine catabolic process. The transcript is spliced from 12 exons. Gene Ontology annotation, molecular function: 3-methylbutanoyl-CoA dehydrogenase activity; flavin adenine dinucleotide binding. Bases 188 to 1441 code for a protein of 417 amino acids. Gene Ontology annotation, cellular component: mitochondrion. The record is from RefSeq and is a predicted model, not a curated record.
ACAGAAGAAGACGCUUACAACACUUGCUGGUGACGCUUCUGGUCCUUGAAAAUAGAACCAGAGUGAGACCUCUUAUUUUCCCACUGUUCUAAAGGGCAGCCAGCCCCGGGUUUGACAUCCAUCCACCCCUGACACCUUUGGGUUUAUCUCUCCUCACCUUACCGUUCCCCCCUCACCAAGAAGAGUCAUGUUCGCCGUCAGAAACGCUCUCCGUCUCGGCUCCAGGUUGUCCAUCCCCGCGGUGUCGAGGAGAGGAUGCGCCGGAGCCUCGAUCCCCGUGGACGAUGUUGUGAACGGACUCACAGAGGAGCAGAUCCAGCUCAGGCACACUGUUCGUAAAUUCUUGGCAGAGAAGCUUGCACCUCAUGCUGAUGAGAUCGACAAGCAGAAUGAGUUUCCUACAAUGCGGGAAUUUUGGAAAGACAUGGGAGAUAUGGGACUUCUUGGCAUCACUGCUCCAGUGGAACAUGGGGGCACGGGACUGGGCUACCUCGACCACGUCAUUGUGAUGGAGGAAAUGUCACGAGUGUCAGCAGCCAUUGCUCUCAGUUAUGGCGCCCACUCUAACCUCUGUGUCAACCAGAUGGUCCGCCACGGCAACGAGGAUCAGAUGGAAAAGUACAUGCCGAAGUUGAUGACAGGAGAGCAUGUAGGAGCCCUCGCCAUGAGUGAGCCUAAUGCUGGCUCUGAUGUCGUAUCGAUGAAACUGAAGGCUAAGAAGAAAGAUGACUACUACAUCCUGAAUGGCAAUAAGUUCUGGAUCACAAACGGGCCUGAUGCAGACGUCCUUAUUGUUUAUGCAAAGACAGAUCCUGAAGCCAAUCAGAGAGGGAUCACAGCUUUCAUUGUUGAAAAGGGGAUGCCAGGAUUCUCAACAGCACAGAAGCUCGACAAACUAGGCAUGAGGGGAUCCAACACCUGUGAGCUGAUCUUUGAAGAUUGCAAGAUCUCAGAGAAGAACAUCCUCGGCCCGUUGAACAAAGGCGUUUAUGUCAUGAUGAGCGGCUUGGAUCUGGAGAGGCUGGUGCUGGCAUCAGGACCUGUUGGCAUCAUGCAGUCUGUCAUUGACUUCGCUGUCCCCUACCUUCACGUCAGAGAGGCGUUCGGACAGAAAAUCGGACACUUUCAGCUAAUGCAAGGCAAGAUGGCAGACAUGUACACCAGGCUGAGCUCCUGUCGGCAGUAUUUGUACAAUGUGGCCCGAGCUUGUGACAAAGGACACUUCAGUGCCAUGGACUGUGCUGGAGUGAUCCUGUACUGUGCAGAGAACGCCACUCAGGUCGCUCUGGAUGGCAUUCAGUGUCUGGGUGGAAACGGCUACAUCAACGACUACCCCAUGGGGCGAUUCCUGCGUGAUGCAAAGCUGUACGAAAUCGGCGCCGGCACGAGCGAGAUUCGUCGACUCAUUAUCGGGCGAUCCUUCAACUCCAUGUUCCAAUAAACACAAGUGAGAGAAAGGUGAUGCUAAAGACUGUACGAGUGGUUUGCCGUGGAUGAACACAGUUACUUCUCACCCCAGAGCCUUAUACUGUUUGAACUACUUCUGCUGUUAGACGGAUCAUCACAUGGUUGAGAAUCAUAGUCAUCCUUCAUAUCUGCAGAUAGAAGACACAUGAAAUCACUCAGAGAUGUUACUUGUACAUCAAAUUAUCUGUUGAUCUGUUUAUCUGAUGGCCUUGAUGUCACUUUGUUACAUUAGGUAAACUGUAGCAGCUGGAUAACCACUUCAAUGCCACGCAAUGAAAUGAUGUACUGAAAGUUUGUGAAUAGGCAGAAUCACAGAUCGUUUGUGAUUAAGUUAAAUAGGCUCUUAGAAAUUAUUAAUGCACUAAAUAUUUUGUAUUUCCUCACCCUUUGACGCGUUGAACACUCCUCCAACAGACCAUGCUGGCUUCAGAGAGUUAAAUGAGUGAAUUGAUUUAGAUUUUCGUACUAUUGGUACAUAAGAACAAAACACACACUGAUGUAUUUAAGGUUAGAAACUGAGCAGAUGGAGGCUCAGUGCUGCGGGCCACUUAUGUUUUUGAUCAAACCUGAUGAUAUCCAGAAAUAAUAAUCACUACAGCACACCUGAUGAUAAACAAAGCCGGGAUAUCUGAAUGCAAACUGAUCCCCAAAAUGAUGAUUUCAGAGAAUGAGCAUUAUAAAGAAGUUUACUCAUUUCUGUGAGCAAACAUAUUCCACUGUUAUAAAUAGAUUGUCUGAACAGUCCGACUGGAGAGGCCCUCCUAACGUGUUUGUCUUCUCCUGUCCAGUGGACUUUUAGUGUCAGAAAGUAGACGGGUUGGGAAUUGUAUGAAAUACUGUAUUGUAGUUCUGUUUGCAGUAAAUAAAAAUCAACUUUUCUAAUCUA